Molecule: messenger RNA, 549 nt
Organism: Racocetra fulgida
Lineage: Eukaryota; Fungi; Glomeromycota; Glomeromycetes; Diversisporales; Gigasporaceae
Source: the annotation of a GenBank genome assembly
AUGAAAAUAGCAGAAAAAAUUAAGCAAGCCUACCGAACACUAGGAUUAGCCGAAAGAACUGAAUUACCCCAAGGAGCCUCCGAGCAAGAAGAAGUUAAAAGAGCCUAUCGCAAAUUGAGUUUAAAAUACCACCCUGAUCGGCAACAUGGCAAAAGUUCAGCGGAGAAAAAGGAAGCAGAGGCAAAAAUGAAAGAGAUUAACCACGCUAACGACAUUUUGACCGGUAUAACCGAAUUAAAAGAAAAGGUUAAAAAGGGUAUUUGGGAAGCGUUGGCCCGUGCCGAAUUCACCCAAACUGAAUUCGAAAAUAUGAUGCGAGAGACCCAGCAGAGAAAACCUGAAUUGCGAGAGACGGCCGAAUUAUAUAUCGAUUUUCCAAGUAAAAUAGAUGGAUUAAAUAAUGCUGAUGAAAUAUUAAAUUACUACGAAAAAUUUUUAAAAAUGGUUACGGCUUGCUACCAGGACAAAUUAAACAGUAAUUUAGAGGAUUUGAAAAAUAACCAACCUAAAAGUGUUUUUGAAGAGUAUAUGGAGGAAAAUGAGGAAUGA